GCUGACCAAACCUUCUUUUCUUCUUUGCUCUCUACCCAAAAAAGUCCUCAAAUUUUCCCUUUUUCUUACACUUUUCUCCAAGUUUCGAUAUAAUGAAGAUGCAGGAAGAAAAACUCAUUGAGAUGUCUCUUGAGACGAUUUCCAGCCGUGUCCAAGAAGUGAAGGAGUCUUUGCAGGCGUUUCUGGCUAAACUAGAGAUGGAGCAAAUGAACUGGCCAUCAAUGCUGGACAACUUUGCCCUUCUAUCAGGUCAAGUAAGAACUCUGACCAAGUUGCUGAAGGGGGACAAAACACCUGCUCUUAGAGAUCUUGUAUUGUUACCAUUGCUUGUGCAACAAGAAACAGACCCUGAUAUCCAGAAGGCCACUCAAGGCAGAAUACAUGCAUUCAAUCAUGAAGUUGUUCCUGAUUAUUUGCGAACCAAAUAUGAGCCUGAGGUGGAGGAAUAUGAACAAAAACUUGUAUCUGUUGCAUCAAAUAUUAAACCAGAAUCAGCGCAGAAGCAAAUCAGUCACUUGAAUGACAUCAUUGAAAGUCUAACGGAAAUGAUUACAAAUGCCAAGGAAGAAUGGGAAGGUGAACAAAGUUUAGCUGCCAGAAAUACACCUGUCGUAAACCCUGAUAUAGACAACCUUGUCAGUGCCGUCACAUUUGGAAAAGGAAUGAGACCAUCAAAGAAUUCAAAACAAAAGCUAAAAGGUUCAGCAGAUUCAGUCGGUAAAAUGUCAAGUUCAGUAAAAAGUGAACUCAAAGCUUCCACCAGUUCUCAUCCCUAUGCUAGCAACAGGCCAUAACUAGCAAAGGAGGUCUCUUUUCUAUGUACAUAUCAUAAAAUAUUUUUUAAACUGCACAGUUGUAUACUUGAAUCAAGCUUCUAUAGAAACAAC
Messenger RNA from Exaiptasia diaphana, 887 nucleotides. RefSeq names its product mediator of RNA polymerase II transcription subunit 8. The coding region runs from base 93 to 794 and encodes 233 amino acids. The record is from RefSeq and is a predicted model, not a curated record. Gene Ontology annotation, biological process: regulation of transcription by RNA polymerase II. Gene Ontology annotation, cellular component: core mediator complex; mediator complex. NCBI's taxonomy places the organism in Eukaryota, Metazoa, Cnidaria, Anthozoa, Actiniaria, Aiptasiidae. The transcript is spliced from 10 exons. Gene Ontology annotation, molecular function: transcription coregulator activity; RNA polymerase II cis-regulatory region sequence-specific DNA binding.